AUGGCGAGUGACCCGAUGUGGUCCACAGUGAACGAGGCUCGCCUGCUCUUUGCCGCGGAGGUGUUCCUGGCAAACAUUCCCUCCAUCGUCGCAGAGCUUAGCUCCGCUAAGUAUGCACUUUUUGUGUUUUCUGAUAAGUCCAGGAACGAGGUGAAGCAGAAGAGUUCAUUGAUACCCGCUCUAAGUGACGUCUACCGCAAGUUGCUCGAGGUGCGAGGCAGUCUGUGCGGAGAAAAACAGAGAUUGAGCGAAGUUGAGACGCAACUAGUGCGGUCGUCGCCACCCAAGUUCAUCUCUAUGGAAGAAGCCCACCCUGCAGAGACUCCAAGCGCUGUUUACACAAGUGAUCACCGCCGCAGCGAUUUCGCAGAGGCCGAAAACGAACUACUCACGGAAGAAAACCUUGUGACGCCUCCUGCUGCAGCAAUUGAGGCGCCCACAUCUGCUUCUGUUGGGGGGGCAAAUAGUUAUGGGGCGAGCAGCGGCGCCGCACCCAGUGGCGAUGCUGCGCAGACUGUGGUGGUAUUGAGCGCGGACGACCUCAAGUGGGUGCGGGAAUCCGAGUCUUUGCUUGAGGAAGAGCGAGAUAGUCUGGUGCGUCUCUCAAGGGAGACAAACGAGAUGGAGGAACAAUUAGAGGAGGCUCGGUCCCUCUGCGAAAAGAUGACAAAGCACGUUCAAAGCCAUAAGUGCAUGUACGAAACUUCAUGCAGUGAACUUAUGAAAGUAAAAAGUGAGCGGCGUCAAUACGCGGUGAUACAAGAGGAAUGGGAAGAACGAUCUAAGAUUAUUAAUGAGGCUCAACAGGAGAUGGAGGAAUUGUUUGCACUCUGUCGGCAUGAGGAGGUGGCCAUCAUUUCCGGCGCUGUAGAUGGGUUACGCGAACGCGUCGGCAUAAGCCACAAGGAAAUUGAGAAGAAGAAACACUCUAACGAGGUGGAGUUGGCUGUAUAUCAGAUUGCCUACAAGGAACAACAAGCUGUUGUAGAUGAGUUGAGAGACGCCAUCAGUUAUCUUAAGCAUCAUCAGUGGGAGUUGGAACUGAUUGCAAAACGGCAAGAGAUUGAAAAGUUGAAAAGAAACAGUAUACAACGAGUUUUGAUGUCCUCUUUGCACAUGUCUCUGGACACGAGAGAGAUGGUGGCACAGGAACUGAUAGAGCAGCAGCUUGACGAAGUUAAAGAAGAUCACCGAAUGGUGAGUUUUGUGUCCGCACGCAUUGGUGUGAUGGAGGCGCGCCGAAAGGCGCUUGUGGCAGAGUUACUUCGUAUUUCCCCCUCAGAAAGUGACUCCACACGUGUGAAAUGCGCACUACGGCGCAUGCGGGACCUUUUGAAGGAAGAAAUCAUCGUUGACGAAUCAACGCUGCAGGAUGACGAAAGUGUCACCUCUUUGUACAAUAGGGAUGUCUCGCUGCCGCGUUCCUAG
Messenger RNA from Trypanosoma rangeli, 1428 nucleotides. RefSeq lists its product as uncharacterized. The record is from RefSeq and is a predicted model, not a curated record. NCBI's taxonomy places the organism in Eukaryota, Euglenozoa, Kinetoplastea, Trypanosomatida, Trypanosomatidae. The coding region runs from base 1 to 1428 and encodes 475 amino acids. The transcript has a single exon.